AGCACAGUGAAAAAUAAUGGAAGAGGUUAAAUAUUAAAAAAAUGAAACUAAUGACAAUAGGUACAAUGAACAGCCUUAGGACUGACAAUAAAGAUAUAUAUGGUCACCAAUUUAGGAUUGGUCACUUAGCAGCAGUUAGAAGUUAUGAUAGAUCUCCCCCAAAAUGUAUUUUUAAUCCAAUCUUGAAAUUCCAACAGAGACCCCACUGCAAUCACAUGACUGUAUUUUGCCACUCAGGAACUGGCCUACAUUUAUAGCCAUUUUCAAUGUCACAUAUAAAUCACAUGACAUGCAAUUUACGUUUUUGAAAAAUGGGGAACUUCUGUUUUUCAGCAAAAAGCACUCCAUGCUAUUUGUUUAAAGGCUGCCACCAAAACAGUCGUAAAAAUUGGGUCUAGUCACAUGAUGAUCUGUUUUAUAACCAUCACUGCUUACAACCAUAAUGGGCAGGGUCGAUUAUGGCUAUAAACUAAGACUGAAGGAGUAGAUAUCUUUUGCCAUUGAGGAUCAACUAUCAAUAGCAGAGAAAUAACCAUGCAGGAAAUACAAGCAGGAAGUGGGCUGGAGUAACAUGUAUGCUUUUAAAAGUGAAACUGCUCUUUACAGCAAACAUAAAAGUGAGUGGACAAAGUCUGCUUAGCAAUUCAGGAUCAGAUUGUGCCUGUAACUUUUCACUGCAAAGUGUGCUGAAGCCUUUUCUAAAGCAACUACUUUAGAUUUUCAUGGAGGCCACCUUAAUGAUGCUUGCCAUGCUUCAGUCACAAAGGUUUUAUAUCAAUACCAGAGAUUGGAUGUAACCCACAGUUAACAUGAAUAAAACUGUGAAAGAAGAUAUUUACAAUGCAUUGAAUGAACUCCUUGAGAUGGAAUUUAAAGCAUUUAAAUGGAGGCUCAAUUCUAUUAAUUAUGAUGAAAGGCCAAACAUUCCUAACAGUUCACUGGAGAAAGCUAACCAACAAGAAGUUGUAGAUCUCCUAAUUCAACAUUAUGGAAAUGAUGCUCUAAAGGUGUGCACUGAUGUCCUUCAAAAAUGCAAUAGAAAUGAUCUUGCAAAAAACCUGGAAGAAAAGAAAGUUGCAGAUGCUGAUGCUUGCCAACUUCCAGUUUUAGCAGAUUACAGAAACUACAUUAAACAAAAAUUUGCAACAAUCAAAGAUCCUAAUGCUAUGCCUGGUGAAUAUGUGGCCCUAAACCAGAGAUACUCAAAGCUAAUCAUCCUAGAUUAUCACCCAUCAGAAGAGGAGAAAGAAGAUGAAAUUCUGGCGAUGGGAAGGAAACAUCUUGAAAUCAUCAGCAAAAGAGCUAAAUCUUCAGCCAGCAUUGAAACGUUAUUUAACCCUGAUAAAUAUGGAUUAAUUCCACGCUUUAGAUAUGUUAAACAAAAUGAUACGCUUUUCACCAUGUGUGUCAUUCCCCUUGUGAGUUGGAUCAUCUGCACAGUGAUGAAACAGGAGAUGGAGAGAGGCAAGGAUCUUCAGAAGACACCAUACACCCUCACUGCAAUAUAUAUGUUGUAUUUCUCCAGUUUAUUAAAGUUUCACCAUAAAGAAUCCAAACCGGAUGUCCAAGGAAAUGUAAAAAGCUUAUGCUCUUUGGCUGAAGAAGGAAUCUGGAAACAGCAAAUACUUUUUAUGGAGGAAGAAGUCAAGAAGCACAGUUUAGAUCAGAGAGACUACCUCCCCCUCUUUCUGAAUCAAAGUGUCUUCAAAAGGGAUAUUGAUCGUAUUCAAACCUAUAACUUCAUUCACUUAAGCUUCCAGGAAUUCUUUGCUGCUUUGUUUUAUGUCCUAGAAGAAGGAGAGGAGCAGCAUUCUGAAAACUGGAAUAAAAAUUUGCAGACACUGUUAGAAAGUCAUAAAUCUUUUAGGCGUGACUUUGCAGUAGGAUUUCGCUUUCUUUUUGGUUUUUUAAAUGAAGAAAAAAGAAUGAGGCAGCUGAAAAAAGAAUUUGGAUGGGAAAUUUCUCCUAAGAAUAAAGAGUUCUUAUUAGACUGGGUGAAAAAUAAAAUUAACAGAAGAAUUAAUUUCCGUCGGCAAAAAGAAAUCUUAGCUUAUUUAUAUGAGACACAAGAUGACAAUUUUGUAAAUGAUGCACUAUGUGGUGUCACUGAAAUAAUUUAUCAAUGCAAUUCUGAUAUGGAAUUGAUGAUCCUGGCCUAUUGUAUACAGCAUUGCCAAAAUUUGAAGAAACUCCUUAUUAAAAGCCCUACGUUUCCAUAUCGGGAGUCGGAAAAUUUAUUUUUUUCAAAAACUGAGGAAUGGAGUUUGGAUGAAAGAUAUAGGGAAGAUUUUUUUAAAGCACUGACAAAGCUGAGAAACUUAACAUACCUGAGUUUGAAUGGAUGGUCCAUCACAGAGUCCUGCAGCAGGCAUCUUGCUGAAGUCUUCAAGAAAAACCAGAGAUUGGAAGUAUUACAGUUGUCCCUUGAAGACACGGAUGACAGAGCAGCCAAAUUGCUGUGUGAGGGGCUUCAACAUGCAGACUGUAAAGUAGGCACACUAGGGCUUGCAGGAAAGACCAUCAAUGAAUCCAGUAGCAGGCAUCUUGCAGAAGUACUCAGUAAAAAACAGAGAUUGACAAUAUUGAACUUGUCCCUCAGGAACCCAGAUGACAAACCAAUGGAGAUGCUGUGUAGAGGACUCAAACAUCCAGACUGUACAAUAGAGACUCUAGAACUUGUUAUAGAUACCCUGACUGAAUCCUGCAGCAGGCAUCUUGCAGAAGUACUUGGAAAAAAUCAGAAAUUGAGUGUGUUAUACUUGUCACUCAAUAGUCCAGAUGACAAACCAAUGGAGGUGCUGUGUACAGGACUCAAAAAUGCAGAAUGUAAAAUAGAAAGACUAAAGCUUGGUGGAAAGAUCCUGACAGAAUGUUGCAGCAGGAAUCUUGAAGAAGUACUCAGGGAAAACCAGAGAUUGAAAAUAUUACAUAUGUUCCUUGAUAACACAGAUGACAAAAUAAUGCAACUACUGUGUGAUGGGCUCAGUCAUCCAGAAUGUAAAAUAGAAACAAUACAGCUAAAUCUAAAGACCCUGACUGAAUCUUGCAGCAGACGUCUUGCAGAAGUAUUCAGGAAAAACCAAAAAUUGAGGGUGUUAUACUUGUUCUUAAAUAACCCUGAUGACAAAACAAUGGAAUUGCUGUGCGAGGGGCUCAAACAUCCAGAAUGUACAAUACAAAGACUAGAGCUUGAUAUUCAGUGUCUGACAGAAUCCUGCAGCUGGCAUCUUGCAGAAGUACUCAGGAAAAACCACAGCUUGAGAGAGUUGUACUUGUACCUUGAGGAUGCAAAUGACAGAACAAUGGAAGUUCUGUGUGAUGGUCUCAAACAUCCAGAAUGUACAAUAAAGAAGCUACAACUUGAUGGAGACGUCUUGCCUGAAUCCUGCAGUAGGCAUCUUGCUGAAGUACUGGGGAAAAAUCAGAGAUUGAGAGAGCUAAUGCUGUCCCUCAACAACCCAGAUGACAAAAUAAUGGAAGUGCUGUGCGAUGGGCUGAAACAACCAGAAUGUACAAUAGAGACCCUAAAUCUUAUUGGACGGAGCCUUACCAAAUCUAGCAGCAGGCAUCUUGCAGAAGUACUCAGGAAGAACCAGAGACUGAGUGUGUUACUCUUGUACCUCAACAAUGAAGAUGACAAAGCAAUGGAAGUGCUGUGCGAGGGCCUCAAACAUCCAGAAUGUACUAUAAAGACACUACAACUUGUUGGAUCCAUCCCAACAGAAUGCUGCAGCAGGCAUCUUGCAGAAGUACUCUGGAAAAACCAGACCUUGAGAAAGUUACAUUUGUUGCUUAAUAACACAGAUGGCAAAAUAAUGAAACUACUGUGUGAUGGGCUCAGUCAUCCAGAAUGUAAAAUAGAAACAAUACAGCUUGAGGUCUUGCCUGAAUCCUGCAGCAGGCAUCUUGCUGAAGUACUGGGGGAAAAUCAGAGAUUAAGAGAGCUAAUGCUGUCCCUCAACAACCCAGAUGACAAAAUAAUGGAAGUGCUGUGCGAUGGGCUCAAACAACCAGAAUGUACAAUAGAGACCCUAAAGCUUACUGGAGGGAUCAUCACCAUACCUAGCAGCAGGCAUCUUGCGGAAGUAUUCAAGAAAAACCAGAGAUUGAGAAUGUUACAUUUGUUCCUUAAUAAUACAAAUGACAAAAUAAUGGAACUACUGUGUGAUGGGCUCAGUCAUCCAGAAUGUAAAAUAGAAACAAUACAUCUAUUUAUGUGCAGGAUAGAUGGAAAGACCUUGACUGAAUCUUGCAGCAGACAUCUUGCAGAAGUAUUCCGGAAAAACCAAAAAUUGACUGUGUUAUACUUGUCCCUAAAUAGCCCAGAUGACAAAACAAUAGAAUUGCUGUGCAAGGGGCUCAAACAUCCAGAAUGUACAAUACAGACACUACACAGGCUUGAUAUUCAGUGUCUGACAGAAUCCUGCAGCUGGCAUCUUGCAGGAGUAUUCAGCAAAAACUACAGCUUGAGAAUGUUGUACUUGUCCCUUGAGGAUGCAAAUGACAGAACAAUGGAAGUUCUGUGUGAUGGUCUCAAACAUCCAAAAUGUACAAUAAAGAAGCUACAGCUUGAUGGAGAGUUCUUGACUGAAUCCUGUAGCAAGUAUCUUGCAGAAUUAUUCAGGAAAAAUAAGAGAUUGAGAGAGUUAGACCUGUCCCUUAAGAACCCAGAUGACAAAAUAAUGGAAGUGCUGUAUAAAGGCCUCAAACAUCCUCAAUGUAAUAUUGAGACACUAGUGUUGAAUGGAAAAAGUAUUAUACGGUAUGGUGAAUGGAUGGACAUGAGCCACAUUGCUAGAACCUCCAUGUAAAUGUUCUUUCUUCAUGCUUGCUUGCUUGAUCUAUUUUUAUUUCCAUUCAGAAUAUGGUUAGGAAGACUUGGAAUUUAAUAUCAAGAACGUCUAAAGAACUUUCUUUCAGCAACUAGAAUUUGAACUGAGGACUUCUGAAAUUGAAAAAUGCCAAGCUAGGUGAAUAAAAGUUAGCCCUCAAAAUUGUAAAUUAUAACAAUUCUUUUACAUUAGGAGAUUAUUAUUGUCCUUUGAUGUCUGAAUAAGAGAAGGAAACAUUGGCUGCUUGAGUGUUUGAUUAAGUGCCAUCAAGUCCCCAUUGAUCCUUAGUGACUAGGCAGAUUAAAGUUGUCUGCUUUUCAGUAUUUUUAUGGCCAGCUAGUCAGCCAGGGGCCCCUCAUCCAGGUUAACGGUUACUGUCCUGCAUGGCGAUUUUGGGCCUGGACCAUUUAACCUCCAACUUACUUUUUGUCACUCCUUUAUCCUCCCAAUUCUCUCACUAGUUCAUUGAUGGAAUAGUAAAACUACUGAAAUCCUUUCCAGUGGUGGGAUGCAAAACAUUUUACUACGGGUUCUGUGGACAUUACUU
This is a messenger RNA of Thamnophis elegans (Western terrestrial garter snake), 5379 nucleotides long. RefSeq names its product NACHT, LRR and PYD domains-containing protein 12-like. Lineage: Eukaryota; Metazoa; Chordata; Lepidosauria; Squamata; Natricidae. The record is from RefSeq and is a predicted model, not a curated record. Gene Ontology annotation, cellular component: cytoplasm.